UUGUUUAGGUUGGUAGUGCAGUGGCUCCCGUCAAGGCAACAAAAAGUGACAGAUCGUUUUUCCGACCAUUGUUUCGCCCAAAAACACGUUAUUUUUGCCCAUUUUCGUGCACCAGACGUUCAAAAUCGACUAAUUUGCGAUUAGUGAAAGUGUUUGUGCGUUUUUUGCCGCGUCCGGUUGUGUAAAAGUGCCGAAAUCGCCCAUCUGUUUAUUUACCCAAAGCAACGACCUUGUCCAAUAAAAAUAAACGAACGUUGGGAAUUUGCAUUUUCGCGUGUGCACCUGCCUUUGGGGCCGGUGGCCCCAAAUGUGAAUUCGCACCCGAGUGAGGCAAACCCACUAUUAUGGUUAGACUCGGGCCGACUCCACUGCUAUGGCUGAGGAUAGCGGAAAGCCGCCCCAAAAACCGUACGACUACCUUCUCAAGUUCCUGCUAGUGGGCGACAGCGAUGUCGGCAAGCAGGAGAUCCUCUCGGAGCUGGACGACGGCGCCGCCGAGUCGCCCUUCUGCAGCGGCAGCGCCUACAAGACCACCACGAUUCUGCUCGACGGCAAGCGCGUCCGCCUGCAGCUGUGGGACACCUCAGGCCAGGGCCGGUUCUGCACGAUAAUCCGGUCCUACUCGCGGGGAGCACAGGGUGUUUUACUAGUGUACGACAUAACGAAUCGGUGGUCGUUUGACGGCCUGGACAGGUGGCUGAAAGAAGUCGAUGAACAUGCACCAGGUGUGCCUAAAGUUUUGGUAGGAAAUAGGCUGCAUUUUGCCUUCAAGCGGAAAGUGGGCGAAAGGGAUGCACAGAUGUACGCCAAUAGGCACAGUAUGGCCUUUUUUGAAGUUUCGCCCUUGUGUAAUUUUAAUAUACAUGAGAGCUUCUGCGAGCUGUCCAGGAUGGCCCUCCAGAGGAACGGCAUGGAAAGACUGUGGCGCUCUAAUAAAGUGUUGAGCCUCCAAGAGCUGUGCUGUCGGGCCAUCGUUGCUCGCACCACAGUUUACAGCAUCGAGCAGCUGCCUCUGCCGACUUGCGUCAAAUCCUACCUUAAAUCAUACGCCCUUACGACCACUUCGACCCAACUCAAAUACACGCACAGUCAAAGAAAAAGCAACGGACGUAAACUACGCUUUAUAAGUACGCCAACGUCACCGGGAAGCGACACGAGAACGAGUUGUGUGCCGAGAAACUCAUGUACUAUAUCUUGAUAUUUGUUGUACGUGUGUUUUGGUUUUGUGAUAUUGUACAAAAUUGGUUGGUAUAUCGACAUAUCAAGGAGAGAAUGUAAUUUUUUCAAAUAUUAGUUGAGGCAGUUUUUUGCGUAACCGUCCUAGUUCGGGUAAUCAGUGUAAAUAAUUGUCAGGAUUUUAGUGAAUAAGUCAGUAUUGCACCUUGAGUUGGACGUUGUUGUAUAUAAUUUUUGUGUUACCUAUCAUUUGUAUAUAAUUUAACCUGUACUUUUUUUACUUUAUUUAUAUUACUUUUUACUAACAGUUUUAUGUUACGUAAAUAGUGUCACCUAUUUUUGUUUAAUGAAGUGUAUUUUAAUAAUAAUAUAGCUGGUACUGAAUAAUUUCUAA
This is a messenger RNA of Tribolium castaneum (red flour beetle), 1570 nucleotides long. It is a transcript of the gene Rab40, whose product is annotated as Rab40. The transcript is spliced from 3 exons. The record is from RefSeq and is a predicted model, not a curated record. The coding region runs from base 374 to 1198 and encodes 274 amino acids. Gene Ontology annotation, cellular component: plasma membrane; endosome; synaptic vesicle. Lineage: Eukaryota; Metazoa; Arthropoda; Insecta; Coleoptera; Tenebrionidae. Gene Ontology annotation, molecular function: GTPase activity; GTP binding. Gene Ontology annotation, biological process: intracellular signal transduction; protein localization to plasma membrane.